Molecule: messenger RNA, 1940 nt
Organism: Aspergillus neoniger CBS 115656
Lineage: Eukaryota; Fungi; Ascomycota; Eurotiomycetes; Eurotiales; Aspergillaceae
Product: putative general amino acid permease (Agp2)
Exons: 5
Coding region: 156-1940 (594 amino acids)
Biological process (GO): amino acid transmembrane transport
Cellular component (GO): membrane
Molecular function (GO): amino acid transmembrane transporter activity
Source: RefSeq, a predicted model, not a curated record
GUUUCCCUUCGCCCGCCUUCUUUUUUCUUUUUCUACAAAGUAGCUCACUUCCUUUCCUCUUAUCUUCGUGCCUCAUAUAUCGUCUAAUGUCUUUGGGUUUGCUUUUCUCUACUUAACUUGUCCACUGCUGGGGCUCGGUGAAUUUUAGCCACAGUAUGGCUUUUACAUCUGCCAUACACACCGGGAGGCAUUCCCCCACAAUCAGCCCUCAUGGACUAGGCGAAGAGCGUAAAGAAGCCGCCAUGGACCGCUCUGAGAAGGAUGCUGUCGUUCGUGACAGUGAAGAAGUACUCGAAGAUGAUUCCAAGAAGCUUGCCUACGAUCAUACGCACCGCAAGCUGAAGCCCAGACAUAUCCAGCUCAUUGGUAUCGGUGGCACAGUCGGGACCGUGUUGUACGUCCAGAUUGGCAAGGCACUGUUAGAAGGUGGCCCUGCUAGUCUCUUCAUUGCAUUUAUUAUCUGGUUAGUCCUACUCCUACCGCGUUCUUCCAUUGUCUUUUGUUGUUCCCUCACGGUGCUGCACUUCUCAUCUUGUGAGCUGUCUCGAAGGGUCUCGUUCAUAGGCCUGGCUGAGAUGGUCACAUAUUUGCCCAUCUCCUCGCCCUUUAUCCGCUUUGCAACUCGAUAUGUUGACGAGGCCUUUGGCGUUGCUGCCGGUUACAACUUCUUCAUCUUUCAAGCCGCGAUGGUGCCAUUUGAAGUUACAGCGUGUAACUUGAUCAUCACUUACUGGAGCGAUGCAGUCCCUGUCGCUGCGAUUAUUGUAAUUGUGCUUGUGCUCUUCGCGCUACUCAACAUCUUUGCAGUGAAGUGGUAUGGCGAAGCCGAAUUCUGGCUUUCCCUGAGCAAGGUCUUGCUUAGUGUGGGCCUGAUCUUCUUCACAUUUAUUGUGAUGCUCGGAGGCAACCCUCUUGGCGAUCGCUUUGGAUUCCGCUACUGGAAGAACCCCGGGGCUUUUGCCGAAUACUACAAGACUGGAGAUCUAGGCCGAUGGCUCGGGUUCCUUGCUUGCCUCAUCCAAGCCAGUUUCACGAUUGCCGGUCCAGACUACGUCUCUAUGGCUGCCGGCGAAGCAGUCAACCCCCGCAAAAUCUUGCCCAAAGCGUACAAUGGCAUCUUCUAUCGACUCACCACCUUUUUUGUUCUUGGUGUGCUUUGCAUCGGUAUCUUGGUUCCCUACAAUGAUCCCGACCUGGCUGCUGCAUAUGAGCAAGACCUGCCUGGUGCAGCUGCAUCACCGUAUGUUGUCGCCAUGGACCGGCUGAAAAUCCCCAUCCUGCCACACAUCGUCAAUGCCAUGGUCCUCCUCGCUGCUUUCAGUGCCGGGAACAGUUAUGUCUACUGCGCCAGCAGAAGUCUGUACGGCCUUGCUCUGGAUGGCAAGGCUCCGCGCCUUCUCACGAAAUGUACAAAAUCCGGUGUGCCGAUAUACUGCGUCUUGAUAGUGUUCGUGUUUGCGCUGUUGUCCUUCCUUCAGGUCUCUAACGGUUCAGCUGUCGUGCUGAAUUGGUUUGUUAAUCUUGUCACUGCAUCCCAAUUGAUCAACUUUACCGUUAUUACCUUCACCUACACCCGGUUUAGAAAAGCUCUCAUGGCACAGGGUGUCCCUCGCGCAUCCCUCCCCUAUCAGAGCCGAGGCCAGCCCUAUGUCGCGUACAUUGCCCUGGUCUCGACUUUCGUCAUGACCUUCGUGGGCGGCUACACGGUCUUUCUACCCGGCAACUGGGACAUUCCGACUUUCUUCUUCUCGUAUACUAUGAUUGGGGUGUUCCCUGUUAUCUACGUGGGAUGGAAACUCUGGCAUCGUACAAAGUUCUUGAGUCCUAAGGAAGUUGAUAUCGUCACUGGAGUAGAAGAAGUGGAAGUUUAUACCAGGAAUUAUGUUGAGGAACCAUCGAGUAACGCUUUCACGAGAUUCAACGAUAUGGUCUUUGGUUAG